This is a messenger RNA of Gloeophyllum trabeum ATCC 11539, 2595 nucleotides long. RefSeq lists its product as uncharacterized. NCBI's taxonomy places the organism in Eukaryota, Fungi, Basidiomycota, Agaricomycetes, Gloeophyllales, Gloeophyllaceae. The transcript has 7 exons. The coding region runs from base 1 to 2595 and encodes 864 amino acids. The record is from RefSeq and is a predicted model, not a curated record.
AUGUUCGGUCGUUUUCACGUACGCUGCGACCAGCCUGAGCAGGUGAUUCCAUGGCUGCAGCAUAUGCCCAGCUCGGCUGUUCCAGCGGCACAGAAUGUGCCUACCUCGCCGCCUGUGGAUCUGUACAGUGUGAGGGCACCUCAGGGUGAUCCAGCACUUGGUAUUACCGCCGAAACCAUGAAUUUCAAGCUUUCGGGGCAAAUUCCUGCUACCUGGCCAUAUCCCAAUUCACUCAAUAUUGUCUGGUUCGCUGUCUUUGCGGGACCUGUUCCCCCUCCCCUCUCUGCUGCAGGUUCAGCGGAUGUGCCUCGGGUUGGUGACAUUUGGAUCUGCACCCAGCUCGGCAACGAACAAGUCUGCUGGAAAGCGAAUAGCGGCCUUUGGCAAGUAUGGGACGAUGUUAUUCCGCUUGCACAUCACCCUCUCAUCCAGCAGGCUGUGCUAUUGGCUGGCAGCGGCACACACCUGAGUAAGCCUCACUGGAUGGACUCACGCUCAUGUGGUUCGAAAGGCAAGUCCACUUUCCUCAAAAAUGGGGUAAUCAAGGGGCAGGAUGUAGCCCGGCAUGUUGCAGCUACCUUGCGUCAGCAAGAUAUUAAAGCAGACACAUCUUCCAGUCAUGGAUCCUGCACUCAAGGGCAUGGACAUGGCCGUGGCACCCAACGGAGGCUCUCUCAGCUUGAGGAAGAUGAGCAGCUGCCGCAACCUUCCUCCUCGAUCCAGAUCAAUGACAUGUCUGUCCUCAAUAACCUACUGCCGAUGCCGCAAGGACCGGUGCCUGAUGAUGGUAUGCGCGAACAUGAGUCCCCCAAUGUUUCCUCAUCUACGCAGGAACGAGCAAUGUCUCCAGCCCAUGACAGGACAACAUCUCCUGGGACGACAUUGCCUGGUACUAAUGACCCCUUCGAGGGAGCUCUCACUCUGCUGGGUAGUGAACUCGCUCUCCCAACCUUUGGCAACCCCGGACAUGAGAAUUGUGCUCCUGAAGUCUCCCCAAAUACGUCUGAGCAUGCUGACGCGACCCUGGAUCAACAGGAGGGACAUGAUUCAACAGAUACCAUGACACUACCUUCCUUGAUUGAUGGUUUGGAGGGACCGCAGUUCCCCCCCGGUACUGAACAGGUCACUUGGGCAAAUGGGGUCCGAUCAUUCCUUCCUUGGGCCUUUGUGGAAGGUAAAUACACCCAGGAUAUUGAUGUCGCCCGUGCAAUGGCCGCUGCACCUGACGCUCUAAACCCGGCUGAUGGCAGCGAGCCAUUAGUCUAUGCCCUGGACAUUCAGUCCAUGUGUCAAGACAGCAUUCAUCCUUCUACGGAGGAUUCGAUCACGGUGGUGGGCCUCAUCAAGGAGAAGCUCUCCAAGGGUAUUCCGGUCCUCGUGCGCGGGUUCAAACUUCCUGGUACACAAUAUAAGUUUGAUUGUCGUUCAUUGGAGUUAUAUAAAGGUUCUCUUCGCAAUACAGUCGAGUACCAAGAUGCUAAGAAGCGAAUGGAGUAUGACUUGAAGCAUGCUUGGCUGGUCAAGGAGGGGAAGGCCACAGCGAAAUUCCUUGCCACACCACCCGUCAUCCAUAGUGAAAAUACUUUAGGGGAAUUCAUUGACAUGGCUACGAGGCCCGGUACCCAACGUCGUCCCAAAGUUUGCGGUAAUCUGCUAGACCCAUAUGCACCUAGCCAUGCGGGAACUCCUUGGUUCAUUGCCGCAUUAAAUGAGCAGUACCUCGCGAUGUAUCAAAAUCGCAUGACCGACUUUGCAUUCCCGCCGCCAGACUCUGAAGAGGCCCGCGAACUCCUCGAGCAGUUGGUCAUGUGGGACCUGCUCACGCACGCCGGAUUUGUCUUGCACACCCACCACGAUGCAGGUGGCGCGGCAACGUGGAUGGCGAUCAGAGAUGGAGUGAAGUUCUGGACUCUGUUGAAAAUCCGCACCGAAGGUUUGAAAUCCCGAGAGGAGGUGCGAGACCGAUUUGACACAGCUGCAAAAAUGAGUUUGCAUCAACUCGUCCAUGAUUGCAACAUGGUGGAACGGAUCGGCACCAUUUGUCUCGUACCAGGAGAUGUCCUCAUCCAACCCCCCAAUAUUAUGCAUUGCAUAUACACCCCCAUCAAGACACUGGCCACGGGUGGCCACUUUUAUUGCUACAACCUCUGUCAUUUGACCGAGUUAUCGUGUGACAUUGACAGGUUAUAUGGAGAUGUCACUACCAAUCCCGCCGCCCAACGAUUGAUCCACAACCUCGCACUGGCUCUGCCCAACCUUGCAGAUAAGACUCUCCCCAGAGUCCCCUUCUUGGCUCUCGCACUGAUGGUCCUUGACUCCAAGACGUAUGAAGCACCAACAAAGGGGUUAGGCUCUGCUCAAUACUAUCCCGAGGGCCAAUACCUUCGCGAGGUCAGAGGCGAAACCGCAUACGCUCAACAGGUGGUUACCGCUGUGCUGAAGGGGAAUUGCAUCACGUCUGAUGUCAACAAGAUACGAGAGAUGGUUCACAAACGUCUGGGCGGUGAGCUUCUGGAUCCUGGCAAGUCUCGCAUCAGUCUCUCUUGUCUGAAGAAGUUCGUGUUUGUGGAGAUCAAACGCCCAAAGAUGGUGUAG